This is a messenger RNA of Agelaius phoeniceus (red-winged blackbird), 2713 nucleotides long. It is a transcript of the gene TM9SF2, whose product is annotated as transmembrane 9 superfamily member 2. Gene Ontology annotation, cellular component: membrane. The record is from RefSeq and is a predicted model, not a curated record. NCBI's taxonomy places the organism in Eukaryota, Metazoa, Chordata, Aves, Passeriformes, Icteridae. Gene Ontology annotation, biological process: protein localization to membrane.
GCGGCGGGUGACGACGUGUCGCGCGCGCGCGCGAGGGGGGAGCCGGAAGCGGCGCGGCCGCGUCAGGGCGCGCGCGGGGGGCGAGAGACGGAGCCGCGACCCCGCUGCCGCCCAGCGACCCCGGCCCCGCCGGCCCCUGCCCCGUGGUCCCACGGCCGGACAUGGCUCUGCGGCGGCUUCUCCUCAUCGCUGCCGCGCUGGCGGCGGCCACCGCGCCCGCCGCCGCCUUCUACCUGCCGGGCCUGGCGCCCGUCAACUUCUGCGAGGCCGGCAAGGAGAAGCCCGAGUGCAAGUCUGGAAUUGAGCUGUUUGUGAACAGGCUUGACUCAGUAGAGUCUGUCCUCCCCUACGAAUACACUGCGUUUGAUUUUUGUCAAGCAGAAGGAAAGAAGCGUCCAUCUGAAAACCUUGGCCAAGUCUUGUUUGGGGAGAGGAUAGAACCGUCUCCUUACAGGUUCACAUUCAACAAGAAGGAGACAUGUAAAUCUGUUUGUACAAAAACAUAUGAUACCACAAAGCCAGAAGACAAACAGAAAUUAGACUUUUUGAAAAAAAGUAUGCUACUGAAUUAUCAACAUCACUGGAUUGUGGACAACAUGCCUGUGACAUGGUGUUACGAUGUGGAAGAUGGCCAGAGGUUCUGUAAUCCUGGUUUUCCUAUUGGCUGUUACAUUACAGAAGAUGGCCGUCCAAAAGAUGCCUGUGUUAUUAAUUCAGAAUUUCAUGAAAAGGAUACCUUUUAUAUUUUCAACCAUGUUGACAUAAAAAUUUAUUACCAUGUUGUGGAGAAUGAAGCUCUGGGAGCAAGACUAGUUGCUGCUAAACUUGAACCAAAAAGUUACAAGCAUACUCAUCCAGACAACCCUGACUGCUCAGGAGUGCCCAUGGAUAUAAGUAAUAAGGCCAGUGGAGAAGUCAAAAUUGCUUACACAUACUCAGUUACUUUUCAUGAAGAAAAAAAUAUCAGGUGGGCAUCAAGAUGGGAUUAUAUUUUGGAAUCCAUGCCUCACACUCACAUCCAGUGGUUUAGUAUUAUGAAUUCCCUGGUGAUUGUCCUCUUUCUGUCUGGAAUGGUAGCUAUGAUUAUGUUGAGGACACUCCAUAAAGAUAUUGCAAGAUACAAUCAAAUGGAUUCCACUGAAGAUGCUCAAGAAGAAUUUGGCUGGAAACUGGUUCAUGGUGAUAUUUUCAGGCCCCCAAGAAAAGGAAUGCUGUUGUCAGUUUUUCUAGGCUCUGGCACACAAAUCUUAAUAAUGACUUUUGUUACCCUGUUUUUUGCUUGCCUGGGAUUUUUGUCACCUGCUAACAGGGGAGCUCUAAUGACCUGUGCUGUAGUUUUGUGGGUGCUGCUUGGAACUCCAGCUGGUUAUGUUGCUGCCAGAUUCUACAAAUCAUUUGGAGGUGAGAAAUGGAAAACAAAUGUCCUGCUGACAUCAUUCCUUUGUCCUGGAAUUGUAUUUGCAGAUUUUUUUAUCAUGAACCUUAUUCUCUGGGGAGAAGGCUCUUCAGCAGCUAUUCCGUUUGGUACCUUGGUUGCUAUUUUGGCACUCUGGUUUUGCAUAUCUGUACCACUGACAUUUAUUGGUGCCUAUUUUGGGUUUAAGAAAAACGCUAUUGAACACCCUGUUCGCACAAAUCAAAUUCCACGUCAGAUUCCUGAGCAAUCGUUCUAUACAAAGCCAUUACCUGGUAUUAUCAUGGGAGGGAUUCUUCCUUUUGGAUGUAUCUUUAUACAGUUGUUCUUCAUCCUCAAUAGUAUUUGGUCCCACCAGAUGUAUUACAUGUUUGGCUUCCUGUUUCUGGUAUUCAUUAUUUUGGUUAUUACAUGUUCUGAGGCUACAAUAUUGCUCUGCUACUUCCAUCUAUGUGCAGAGGACUAUCACUGGCAGUGGCGUUCAUUUCUCACUAGUGGCUUCACUGCAGUUUAUUUCCUAAUAUAUGCAAUACAUUAUUUCUUUUCUAAACUGCAAAUCACAGGAACAGCUAGCACCAUUUUAUACUUCGGUUAUACCAUGAUUAUGGUUUUGAUCUUCUUCCUUUUCACAGGGACAAUUGGAUUCUUUGCAUGCUUUUGGUUUGUAACCAAAAUAUACAGUGUAGUGAAAGUCGACUGAAGAAAACGAUGUAAAGAGUUAACAGAGAAGAGGUUUAAUCUUCAUUAACCUAACUUAAAAACCUGGUCUUGUUGAUGAACUUGAGCUUUAUCAGAAGUAUUGGCUUCCUGUUCUUUGAGAAUGAUACUGAAAUGCACCUACUUUUCCACUAACACGUUUGUAUUGUGACUUAACAACCUGUUUUCAUUCAAACCUUAAUGAAGAUCAGAAUUACAAUAUUUAUGCAUUUGUAAAUACAACUAUACUUUGAAAGAAAUGUUAAAUUCUAAUGGCAGAAUAGAAGUGGCUGUAUUACACAACUUAAUGAUACUUCUGAUCAAAGUACAACUGUAAAUAGGUUUUUCUAGCUUGGUAGGUGGGAUGAUUUAUUUUUCUUUGAGGGAAAUGAGAACUUUUUAUUAUGCUAACUUUGAAGGAUGACUCUUUAAGAGGUGUUGCUUUUAGUCUGGAUGUGAUUUUUAUUUUUUACUGGUGUUACGUCCAUAAAUAUUCUGAUUUCUGUGACUUAAUUAGUUUUGGUGUUCUUGGCCUUUUAAACUAUGUGCCUCUGAGUCCUUGAAUUUAUAAAUUCAUAAUCCAAUAAACGUUGUAAAAAUGUC